Molecule: messenger RNA, 511 nt
Organism: Hypanus sabinus (Atlantic stingray)
Lineage: Eukaryota; Metazoa; Chordata; Chondrichthyes; Myliobatiformes; Dasyatidae
Product: interferon alpha-inducible protein 27-like protein 2A
Exons: 4
Coding region: 115-396 (93 amino acids)
Biological process (GO): apoptotic signaling pathway
Cellular component (GO): mitochondrion; membrane
Source: RefSeq, a predicted model, not a curated record
ACUUAAAUCAAUGACGUCCUUCAAGUGCUGCUUCAAGGGAUUAGUCAGCAAUUAAAAGCCUCCGAACCGAGAGCGUUCUUUAACAGAACAUUGCGGUCCGCAGUAGACGACGGAAUGGGCUUCCUGCCAGUGUUGGGUGCGGUGACUGGAGCCGUGGCUACACUUGCUACCACCCCUGUGAUUCUGGGGGCAGUGGGCUUCACAAGUGCUGGAAUAGCGGCUGGUACUAUUGCAGCAAAAAUGAUGAGCGCGGCAGCUGUGGCUAAUGGAGGAGGCGUUGCAGCUGGAAGCAUCGUGGCUGUCCUUCAAUCUAUUGGAGCUGCAGGACUGUCUGCUACUGCUAAAGCAGCCUUGGGGACUGCAGGUGCUGUGGUUGGUGCAAUCUUGUGGCCCUGAAGAGAAGAAUAGCCUUGAGAAAACUUAAAGUAAAUGACAAUCUUUCCUAAAUUCUGAACAUGCAAAAAAAACCUGUAAUUGAAAAUUCAUUAAACUUGCAUUAUUGGUAAUUGGU